Oikopleura dioica is the source of this 354-nucleotide messenger RNA. The record is from the annotation of a GenBank genome assembly. NCBI's taxonomy places the organism in Eukaryota, Metazoa, Chordata, Appendicularia, Copelata, Oikopleuridae.
AUGCGAAGUGAAUUCAAAAACCGAAAGACCUUUGAAGACCGCGCUCGAGAUUCGGCCGCCAUCAGAGAUCAACAUCCAAACAAAGUGCCUGUAAUUGUCGAGCGAUCUUCCUCUGAAAAGUCGCUGCCUAUUCUUGACAAAACAAAAUUCUUGGUCCCCGAUCAUGUGACCGUCACCGAGCUGAUCCGAGUACUGAGGCGGAGGCUCAACCUCGCCCCUGGCCAGGCAUUCUUUCUCCUAUCAGACCGAGGACUCCCCCCAGGAACACAAACCCUAGCCGAGCUUUGGGAGGGCGAGCAUGACGAAGAUGGAUUCCUCUAUGUCUUCUACGCCGCUCAAGAGUACUUUGGCUAA